Molecule: messenger RNA, 921 nt
Organism: Cylindrotheca closterium
Lineage: Eukaryota; Bacillariophyta; Bacillariophyceae; Bacillariales; Bacillariaceae
Source: the annotation of a GenBank genome assembly
AUGAAAGGAUCUAGAACUCCUCUACUGUUUUACUUUGCAGCAGCAGCAGCAAAUGUUGCAGCAGCAUCUGCACUAUCAUUGGUGGUUCCAGGAGAUUACCACAGAACAACGUCAUCCAAGAAUAUUUAUCCAUCCAGAGCGACAAUACUACUAACUCAGCAUUCUUCCCUUUUGAUUGGGUCUAUCGACGUUGUUCCUAUGUCCUCUAGUAACAAGUCGAUGGCAAUGAUGAUGAUGCUUCAGAAUGCAACCACGACAACUGCAGCAACGACGACUGCUGCAGCCACAGCAUCACCAGAUGCUGAGCCAACAAUGCCUCAACCAUCAUCCACAAAAAAGGCUAGCAUGAGACUCCGUGAUCAUGAUGAUCAACUGAAACAUGAUUCUGAUGUCAUCUUUGCCAUAUUCGACGUCAAUGGCCGCGGCAGUAUUUCGCCAGAAGAAUUCUCGAAUCAUUUGGUGAAGCGAAUUGGAUACGGGGCUUCUUUUGUGAAUCAGUUGUUUGAGGGAAUGGAUGCCAAUCACGACGGUACCAUUUCGCACACUGAGUUUCGUACCCUGUAUCUGGCAGUUCCAUCCCUUCGGACCCUCCCUGGGAUUGGACAAGAAGAGUCAUUGGCAUCAGUCAAGAACAGUGAACAAGAGCAAAGCCUCGUCAACCAUGACGAGCUCCAACUGGUCGCUGAGCAUCCAGUGUUUGAAGCAGCCGACAAAGAUGGCAAUGGAUCUAUAGAUGUGACUGAAUUGGAAUCGCAGCCGAGUCGGUGGCGGCUCCUCGAACAAAAAACUCUUACCUUUCACUACACGGCAGUGGCAAAAAUAUUUGGUUUGCUUGAUGUGAAUGGAGACCAAAGCAUCAGCAAACGUGAAUUCCAAGAUGCCUUUGUGCGAUAUUCGACACUGCGGCAUGCUUUGCAGUAA